AUGGAGCACGCUACUAUGGUCAAGCCCUCUACGGAGCGCGUGCCACUGGAUGCCAGCGAAUGGCCACUGCUGCUGAAACCCGCAAAUCCAUCCUCGCACGAAGUCGUCGCAUGGAUUCGGCGCAUUUUACGUGUCGAGAAGACGGGACAUUCAGGCACGCUGGAUCCAAAAGUCACCGGGUGUCUUAUCGUGUGCAUCGACCGUGCCACAAGGCUAGUCAAAAGCCAGCAGAGUGCAGGCAAGGAGUAUGUUUGUGUGGUGCGCCUGCACGAUCGCUUUGGAAGCGGCGAGCUGGAACAGCGCCUACGCGGGGCGCUCGAAGGGCUGACUGGUGCCCUGUUUCAAAGACCACCGCUGAUCAGUGCUGUUAAGCGUCAACUGCGUGUACGCACCAUCCAUGACUCGCUGUUGCUGGAGACCGACGAAGAACGCUCGCUGGGUGUCUUUUGGGUCUCCUGCGAGGCCGGUACGUACAUCAGAACACUCUGCGUGCAUCUUGGUCUGAUGCUGGGCGUUGGUGGCCACAUGCAAGAGCUAAGACGUGUACGCUCCGGGGCUACUUCUGAAGCUGACGGCAUGGUGACCAUGCACGACCUACUUGAUGCGCAAUGGCUCUAUGAUGCGACACGAGAUGAGUCGUACUUGAGACGUGUUGUUAGGCCAUUAGAGUCAUUGCUUGUCUCCUACAAACGACUGAUGGUGAAAGACUCUGCUGUCAAUGCGAUUUGCUAUGGUGCCAAGCUGAUGAUUCCAGGUCUGUUACGCUAUGAUGCGGGGAUCGAAAUGGAAGAAGAGGUUGUCAUCAUCACGACCAAGGGCGAAGCCAUUGCACUUGGAAUUGCACAGAUGACAACGGCCGUGAUUGCUAGCGUUGACCAUGGCAUAAUUGCCCGGAUUAAGCGCGUGAUCAUGGAACGAGACACGUAUCCCAGAAAAUGGGGUCUCGGACCCAAAGCUGUGGAAAAGAAGGCAAUGAUCAAGAGUGGACAGCUGGAUAAGCACGGAAGGUCCAACGAAAAUACGCCUUCCGCUUGGUCUCAAGGAUACGUCGACUUUUUUUCCCCAAAGGAAGACAUGGCAGUGGAUAAGAAUGCCACCGUUUCAUCGACACGUAUUUCGUUCGUAACCCCAGUCGAAGAAAAGUCUGGCAGUCUGGUCGAUAACCAAAAUGAAGACAUGGAUGAUGGUCAGAGCAGCGACGAAGACGAAAAGAAACGCGUUAAAAAGGAAAAGAAAGACAAGAAAGAAAAGAAGGAAAAAGAAAAGGACAAAAAGGACAAGAAAAAGAAACGGAGCUCUGACUAG
Molecule: messenger RNA, 1305 nt
Organism: Mitosporidium daphniae
Lineage: Eukaryota; Fungi; Microsporidia
Exons: 2
Coding region: 1-1305 (434 amino acids)
Biological process (GO): mRNA pseudouridine synthesis; box H/ACA sno(s)RNA 3'-end processing; snRNA pseudouridine synthesis
Cellular component (GO): box H/ACA snoRNP complex
Molecular function (GO): RNA binding; pseudouridine synthase activity
Source: RefSeq, a predicted model, not a curated record